Messenger RNA from Chilo suppressalis (striped riceborer), 2997 nucleotides. NCBI's taxonomy places the organism in Eukaryota, Metazoa, Arthropoda, Insecta, Lepidoptera, Crambidae. The record is from the annotation of a GenBank genome assembly.
AUGGCUACCGACAGACUGCCACUACAUCUUUGCAAUUCGAUAAAACAGUACUGGUUAAAAGUAGUCAUCAAUAUAAAAUAUACGUUAGAUUUAAUACAGAGGGAGACGCAGGUGAAGCUGAAGAAAAGCCUUAACUUGGAUGUGAAGGAGAAGCUCAAGUUGGUUUUGCUGUUAGUAUUAUUGCUGUCACAAAACUCGAGUGGGAAUAAUUUCGGCGGUAGGAAUUCAAUGCUAAGAACCAGGAUAAUUGGCACACGAUACGGCAAGCUGCAAGGUGUCAUAUUGCCGAUGGAUCAGCAUAAAUAUUUGAAGCCCGUCGAGGCUUAUUUGGGUGUUCCGUACGCUACUCCACCGACUGGUUCUAACAGUAAUGGCGUCUUUAAAUAUAACGUAAACCAAAAUUGUGAAAAAUCUGCUAACAGAUUUGCACCCACGAGAGCUCCAGCGCCGUGGGACGACGUCAAAACCGUAGAUCAAAUGGGCCCCGUCUGUCCCCAAAGACUACCUGACAUCGGCAACGAAACGCUAGCCCUAGAGAAGAUGCCAAAAGGAAGGUUGGAGUAUCUGAGGAGGUUGCUGCCUAGGCUGAAGAACCAGAGCGAAGAUUGCCUGUAUAUGAAUAUUUAUACACCUGUUCAAGUUGGUCCAACUCUGCAAGCUAAAUAUCCAGUUGUCAUCUUCAUUCAUGGAGAAUCCUUUGAAUGGAAUUCUGGAAAUGUUUACGAUGGAGCUGUUCUUUCGAGCUACGCUGGUGUCGUGGUCAUCACCAUAAACUACAGACUUGGUAUCCUGGGAUUCCUGAAUGCCAACCCGAUUCCCCACUUGAAGGCGAGGGUGGCCAAUUACGGACUGAUGGACCAAAUAGCUGCACUUCACUGGGUGCAACAGAACAUCGCGCUGUUUGGUGGUGACGCUGGUAAUGUCACGAUGCUUGGUCACGGUUCUGGCGCCGCUUGUAUCAAUUUCCUUAUGAUCUCACCUACUGUCAUGCCAGGUCUUUUUCAACGCGCUAUUCUCCUAUCUGGAUCGGCGUUAAGUUCCUGGGCUUUAGUUGAGGACCCCGUCAGCUUUUCUCUUCAACUGGCUAAAGAAUCUAACUGCACCCUUCCAGAAGACAUAGUGAAAGACCACGAACUAAUAGUAGACUGUCUGAGAGAAGUACCUCUCGAGGAACUUAUGUCAGCAGCAAUCAGUACACCAAGCUAUUUGACAGCAUUCGGACCAUCCGUUGACGGUGUUGUUGUUAAAACAGACUACGCUAAAGAACUAUUAACAUUUUUCAUUCCGAACGACCUCCAAGGUUUCACUAGUGUGUCCGGAGUUAACAAUUUCAAAGCGGAUAAAAGGAGCGGCGAUAGGAUAUUCGGGAUCAGGGGAGGUCAAAAUAAAUACGAUCUGCUAUUCGGAGUGGUUACUAGUGAGGCCCUUUGGAAAUUCUCGGCUCAGGACAUACAAAACGGAUUUGAGGGCGAGAGGAGGGAUAGAAUAAUAAGGACUUACGUGAGAAAUGCCUACACAUAUCACUUGAGCGAGAUAUUCUUCACAAUCGUCAAUGAAUACACGGAUUGGGAAAGGACUGUUCAGUACGUAGCGCCGUUGGUCCAGACGGGAGAUUUCCUCAGCGUAGCCAAAAGCUCACCAGAUUCGGGACCUAAGACUUUCUUCUACGUCUUUGAUUACCAGACCAAAGAUGGCGACUACCCUCAGCGAAUGGGCUCAGUACAUGGUGAAGAACUGCCGUACCUAUUCGGUGCACCGCUAGUUGAUGGACUGGGGCACUUUCCCAAAAACUACACCAAGUCCGAAGUAGCCCUUAGUGAAACCUUCAUACUGUACAUGGCAAAUUUCAUCAGAACAGGCAACCCAAAUGAAGCUCAACGUCAAGAGGGCGUCCUUCCAAUUUCGAGAGAGAGGAAUCGAUAUAAAAGCAUCGUAUGGGACGAAUAUGAUACGCUUCAUCAGAAAUACUUGGAAAUUGGCAUGAAACCGCGCAUGAAAAACCAUUACCGCGCCCAUCAGCUGUCCGUGUGGCUACGGUUGAUCCCGGAGAUCCACAGGGCCGGAAUGAAGGACGUGGUCGCGAAACACAACCUUUUCAGAAACCACAACGAUCCGGAACUAUACGACGGGCUGGUCCGGCCCGAUCCGCUCACCCGGGCAAACUAUUUCGACCCGACCCUUGAGCUAUAUCGGCGUCCCAUCUACAACGUUACGCUGGACAUACCCUCCACUACAAUGGACACCUACGUGACUACCUGCAUAAGUGUCAUGUCGGCGAGGCCAGGGUCCGCUGUCACUCAAAGUCACGCGGCAAACAAUACGAGUGCUCAGGACGUGUCUAAUUUAGAAGUUGCGGGAUACACUGCUUAUUCAACCGCUUUGAGUGUUACAAUCGCUAUAGGAUGCUCACUUUUGAUUCUCAACGUAUUGAUAUUUGCGGGCGUAUACUAUCAACGCGACAAAACUCGACUACAAGUGAAAGCAUUGCAGCAACAACAAAAGAGAAAUCACAAUUCGACAUUCGAUAGCGUAUCCUCUAAGCAUCCCCAUUACUUUGUCGGGCAUUCCCAAAGCUCCAGCACGAUUGUGGACAUCGAUCAUCAAGACAAGAACGCCAUUAUAGCGAUGACGAACAGAGUGCCGCACUUUACUAGCUCUAAUUGUCCGAACGUUUGUCACACGGGAAUUCAGAUGUCAAAUAUGUCACAGAAAACUAGUCCACCUACGAAUAGAGGGCAAUGUACCACUUUGCCGAGAAAGGUGGGUUUCAGUUAUCAGACACAGAAUCAAAUAUGCAAUGCGUCUAAUUGCAUGACUUUACCUAAAAAUGCUACUUUCAUGAGCAGCGCAAGUAAUUUGCCAGAUGUGCAAGCUCAGACUGGACAGUCCCAAGGUCCAGGGAACGGUUCAGUGCUUCCUCCUCCGUCUUCGCCGCCUUCGCAACACUUCCAAAAGUCGAGAGUUCCCCAAGCGGCCAUGUCGGAAAUGAACGUAUGA